Molecule: messenger RNA, 2093 nt
Organism: Pseudophryne corroboree (corroboree frog)
Lineage: Eukaryota; Metazoa; Chordata; Amphibia; Anura; Myobatrachidae
Product: alcohol dehydrogenase 1-like
Exons: 9
Coding region: 73-1212 (379 amino acids)
Biological process (GO): retinoic acid metabolic process; retinol metabolic process
Cellular component (GO): cytosol
Molecular function (GO): zinc ion binding; all-trans-retinol dehydrogenase (NAD+) activity
Source: RefSeq, a predicted model, not a curated record
UUGAGUAAUUUUGUAAGCUGGGUUUGAAAAUUCCAGCUACACUCAGACAGUCAAUACUUAUUAGAGGCACCUAUGGACAAUAUGGACACAACUGGAAAAGUAAUAAAGUGCAAGGCGGCAGUAUUGUGGGAGAUAAACAAACCAUUCAGCGUUGAAGAGAUUGAAGUUGCUCCGCCAAAGGACCAUGAAGUUCGCAUAAAGAUAUUAUCUACUGGAAUAUGUCGAUCAGAUGACCAUAUAACACAUGGAGCAAAUAAAGGACAGAACUUUCCAGUGAUUUUAGGUCAUGAAGCAGUCGGUAUAGUAGAAAGUAUUGGUGAUGGAGUAACUGCAGUCAAACCAGGAGACAAAGUAAUUCCACUGUUCAAUCCUCAAUGUGGAGAAUGCAGAGGCUGCACUGAACCGAAGAGUAAUAUGUGUAACAAAUCAGAUAUGGGCAGGUUUACUGGUUUGAUGUCUGACAACACAAGCAGAUUUACAUGUAAAGGACAGCUGGUAUAUCAUUUUGCUGGCACAAGCACCUUUAGUGAAUACACCGUGGUGGAUGAAAUAAGUGUGGUGAAAAUACGUGAUGAUGCUCCCCUGGAUAAAGUCUGUGUGAUUGGCUGUGGGUUUUCCACAGGAUAUGGAUCUGCUGUUAAUGUGGCUAAGGUUGAGGCUGGCUCCACAUGUGCUGUAUUUGGAUUGGGAGGCAUUGGUCUCUCUGUGGUUAUUGGAUGUAAAGUAGCCGGAGCUUCCAGGAUUAUCGGUGUUGAUGUAAAUAGUGAUAAGUUUGUGACAGCUAAAGAGCUAGGAGUCACUGAGUGCAUCAACCCAAAGGACCACAAGAAGCCCAUUCACGAAGUGAUACAAGAGAUGACUAAUGGGGGAGUUCAUUAUUCUUUUGAGUGCAUUGGAAACACAGAUAUCAUGAUUUCUGCGCUUCAGUCUAGUUACUUCAGCAUUGGAACAACAGUAAUCAUUGGGGUGGCUCCUUCACUAUCAACAAUCUCAUUUGAUCCAAUGCUGGUUCUCACAGGACGUACUUUAAAAGGAGCUGUAUUUGGAGGUUUUAAGAGCAAAGACUCUGUUCCUCAACUUGUUUCCGAUCUGAUGGCAGGAAAGUUUAAUGUGGAUAGAUUGCUGACUCACAAAUUGCCUUAUAAUGAAAUAAAUAAAGGUUUUGAACUGCUGCGUACAGGGAAAAGUAUACGCACGGUGCUGCAAUUCUAAAAGCCUCCAAUCUUCAGCUGAAAUUUCUUUUGAUUAUUCUGAGGGUGAAAUGAAAAGAAAACAUUGGCGGAAGUUUUUUUGUUUUUUUUUUUCCAGAUAAUUUCUAUAAGUAUUUUUCAGCAAUAUUUUUCCAAAAUUUUCAAAUUAGUGUGCUAGCAGAAAUGUUUACCACAUUUAUUGCUAUUCUGUGACUGUAUGAACUACAAUUUAAAAUUGUAUGCUUUGUGCAGAGAUGAAUUCAAUUUAAGUAUCUAAUUUGUAUUCCUCAAGCUUAUUACAUACACUAAGAUGCAGAUAUGAUUGAAUAGUCCAUGCAAUUAAUGUUAAAUAUAGAUUUGUAAACACACAUUUACUGAAAAGUGUAUUUUACUCAAUUCUUUCAACUGCUAGUUGAUAUAACCUGUUAAUUUGCUAAAGAUUUUAUUAUAUUCCACCAUGUCACUAUGAUUAAUUUCAAUCUUUCAAAAAUGUACAGGAUAUAUAUUCUCAUCUACAUAUUUUAUGUGAUUUUUGUAUAUCAUUGUUAUGUAUCACAAUAUAAAAAAAUGAAAUAAUUACAAAAAUCCUGGUUUUAAAAGUUAAACUAACACUAAUCAGUUGAUAUGUACUGUAGUUAAAUGUUUAAUUGCUCAAAACCUGGACCAUUAGAGUGCCUUGAGGACUGCAUUUGGGAACCUCUGUCUAGACUCCAUGUGCAGGACUUGUUUACGUGCCUCUAUAAAAGAAUCUGUAUGUGCACAAGUCAGUCAGUGUUAUUUGAGCACCACAAUGCUGUACGACUGUUCAGUACUUAGCCAAAGAGAGAUUGAUACCUUGUUGUAUUGACUGUUGUUUGUCUUCAAUCACGUGUACUCUGCAAUAAAACCCACUCUGGUUUGGAA